UGGUGGUUUAUUUUAUUAAAAACACAUCACUCGCAGAACCAGCGGCAGCGAUCGCUUCCUUUCACACGGAAUGAGCUACGACCACAGCCUCAUCAACGGCGGCUACGGACCUGUCCAUGAAGGCGGUGGCCUCGUAGAGACGGUGGACGAUGAAUUUGAUGGAUACGACGACAAUGAUACCGUAAGUUCCUCCGCGAUCAUCCUGCUUCCCCAGACGCAGGCGGCGACCACUACUACGGCGUCGACACAGCACUCGUCGUGGAACUAUGUCGCCGAGCCGCAGCUGUUCCGCGGGUUGAGUAACCAAGGGGCGACGUGCUACAUGAACUCCCUGCUUCAGUCGUUGUACAUGACACCUGAAUUCCGCCAUCGACUGUACCAAUCCGAGACCGCUCGCGACCACGGCGACACGGCGGACUUGGAGACGAACAUCCCAUUCCAGCUCCAAAAGCUGUUUGCCCACCUCCAGCUGAACAAGGACCGCAAGGCCAUCGACACGAAGGCAUUGACGAAGAGCUUUGGGUGGAAUUCCUCGGAUGUGUUCCAGCAACACGACGUCCAAGAGCUGUGCCGCGUGCUAUUUGACGCGCUGGAAGAAUCGCUCAAGGGCACCCCCACGGAGCACUUGGUGAACGAUCUGUACCAAGGUCAAUUGAAGGACUACGUGCAAUGCGCAAACUGCGGCAACGAAAGCAGUCGCGUCGACAACUUUCUCGACUUGAGUCUGGUGAUUCGGCCAUUUGGGUCGUCGACGGAGAUGAUGAAGAGCGUCGAAGAAGCGAUCGAGUACUUUUUGAAGCCGGAGAUGCUGUCGGGGGAGAACCAGUGGGACUGCGCGCGCUGUGGGACCAAGCAAGACGCGAUCAAAGGGCUCAAGUUCUCCAAGCUCCCGUACAUGCUAGCCCUACAGCUCAAGCGUUUCGACUUUGAUUACACGACGUUCAACCGGAUCAAGCUCAACAACCAAGUGCGCUUCCCCAAGUACCUCAACAUGAACACAUAUGUGCACGACACCACACAGACAUCAACAACCACGACGACAUCGGGCGGCGGCGCCGUCGCGCGAAAGAUGUCCCUCGAACGCCAAGAGCUCAACGACAAGCACGACGACAUGUCUCCAAGAUCUGUCGGCGGCGAUUCGGCCUCCUCUUCCUCGUUGUCGCCCCCAACAACAUCCCCCCCCCUGGACGACGACGACGACGACACGUGGCAUGCCGCGUACAACGUGGACGCGGUGCUCGAAGCCAGCGGGCCGUACGUGUACGAGCUGUUUUCGGUGCUGAUCCACUCGGGCAGUGCGAUGGGGGGCCACUACUACGCGUACAUCAAGUCGUUUGAGGAUGGCCAGUGGUACAACUUUAACGACUCAACAGUGACCAAGAUCACGGACGCCGAGGUGCAGACGGCGUGGGGGCCGACGUCGCACCAGGCGUCGACGUACGGGGGGUACCGGUCGUCGGGCAGCACAUGCGCGUACAUGUUGAUGUAUCGGCUCGUGGAUCGGUCGCGCAACGAGGCGGCGAUUGCAGACUCGCAAGUGCCGUCGUUUUUGAAGGACUUGAUCGUGUCGGACGAGUCGAAGCGGCUGGAGAAGGAAAAGGAGCGCGAAGAAAAGGCGCGGCUGAUCCAGCUCAAAGUGUUUGCGGACGAUGCGACAACGUUCAAGACGAUGCACAUCUCGAAACUGACGCCGCUGUCGGCUGUGACAGAGAAGGCUUGCGUUCUGUUUGACCACAUCACAUAUGACCCCGCCCUGGUCCGGCUGCGUAGCUACAGCGAGUACACCAAGAUGCCACAGGACACAUACACGGGUCGAGAGCAUUGUAGUCUUAUGCAGCUGCAGCUGUACGCGCACAGCAGCCUCUUCCUCGAAGUCCGAUCGUCCAUUGAUCAGCCGUGGGUCGAGUACGAUGGCACGGCGCUCCAGCUCGUGGUGCGCAAGUAUGAGCCGCUGCCGAGUCCCCAUUUCACGAACCCGCCGUUCAACCUGCAGAUCUCAGACCGCGCGACGGUGGAAGACCUCGUGGACGUGCUGAGCGCCAAGUUUGAGCUGCCGCGGGCACAGUGUCGGGUACUACACAUGAGUGCGAACGGGUACUGGAGCAUCCAGACGAGUAUCCUCAACCCUGCGGAUGAACCAGAGUACAUGCAGCGGUCGCUUCAAAUGGACAUUCGUCUGCGACACGGUAGCGAAGUGUACGUGGAGGCGUGUCCGAGCUUGGACACGUGGAGCGACGCCAAGGAUUUGUUUGAGACCCAGGCGCAUAUGAUUACGAUCCAGGUCAAGUGCAAGGACAAGGCCAUGGCGAGUCGGGUGGUGCAAAGUGGUGAUGGCGGGGGGACCGCCGAGGAUGGCGGCGGCGUGACGUGGCGGUUUGUGGUGGACCGCCGCGACGCCCUCCAAGUGCUAAAGGACAAACUGGUGGCGUUUCUAGACAUGCCUCCUGAUACGUUCAAGCUGUGCCGCGGGUCGUCGGACAAGGCGCAGGAACUCAAGGCGCUCGAUGUUUCGUUCAAGAACUUGACGCUCAUGGACAACUCGACGCUGUUUGUCGCGCCCGGGCGGCCGCUGCACGUGAACGAGUUUCACGUGCAGAUUCAAUGGUAUCAGCCCAAGGCGCAAAAGGAAGAAGAAGGAGAUGACGUGGCGCGCCGGUUGUUUCUGGACGACUUGGCCAAGGCGGGCGACAUGUCGUGGCUCAUGACGUUGAUUGUGUCGGGGGAGAUGCUCGUGGACGACGUGCGCGCGUCGGUGGCGGCGGCGUUGGCGAGCCGCGGCAUCGACGCGCCCGCCAUCCGCCUUCGCGACUACGCCAACAAGCGCAUGAACACGGUGCUCAUGGACGGACUCAAGCUGCAGCAAGCGUCCCAGCUCACUUUGUACGAGAACCGCGAGUUCGUGGCCCAGAUCCUCCACGAACCAGAGCACCUGCCCCGCGACCACAUGCUGUACAACAUAUCUGUGUUUGAUCGCGCGACCUUGACCUUUGGGCCGAGCCAUGAGAUUGUGUUUGGGUACCGCCAUGACAUCACGGAGCGGCACUGGAUCGACGUGCUCGCGGCGGCCACGGCGGCGGCCACGGGACUCCCGGAAGCCACGAUGCAGUUUGCCAAACCGUUCCAGACCCAGGAAGUAAGUGUCCUGGAUGUGGAGGACUUCACAUGGACGGACAAGGACAACGCCCGCCGCCACGCCAACCCGCACACGCUCGGACUGUACGGCGACCGCCUCCUCGUGUCGGAUCGCGCGAUUCCGCUCAAGGAACUGACGGCCGACGAGCGCGCCGAGCUGUCGGCGGUCCUUGAUAAGGCAACGUCGACCAACGUCGAGACGCUGUACCACUCAAACCAGCCGACGUAUGGCCCGCCCGCCAUGCCCGGGUACGCGUCUUCUUACAAGUAUGCCAAGCCCAAGGAAGCGGCGCUUGUGAUUCGGACGAAACCCCCCCCGUCCAAGAAUGCUGCUACGACCAGUGUCGGAAAUGGAGGGAGGGACAGCGGCGGCGGCGUGCCCGUGUCGCCGGGAGUGCACACGGACGAUGAUGACGAUGACGACGACGACGCCGACUCGAAGGAGUUUGAGCGAGCUGGAGGCGCGGUGCUGUUUGACGAUCUGCAUUAAGCAAAGACUACACCAUAUGUAAAGUGUGUCCUCGUGAGAAGAUCAUGGACGGUCAGGUCGUCGGUGGUUCACACAACACUACAUAGGAAGAGAACGACUCGAUUACGCGGAUGAAACAACAUCAUUCGGUUUGUUGGCUCGUUAAAGCAUGUUUAAUGGGCGAGG
Messenger RNA from Aphanomyces astaci, 3787 nucleotides. RefSeq lists its product as hypothetical. Gene Ontology annotation, biological process: protein deubiquitination. The transcript has 2 exons. NCBI's taxonomy places the organism in Eukaryota, Oomycota, Saprolegniomycetes, Saprolegniales, Verrucalvaceae. Bases 71 to 3622 code for a protein of 1183 amino acids. Gene Ontology annotation, molecular function: cysteine-type endopeptidase activity; cysteine-type deubiquitinase activity. The record is from RefSeq and is a predicted model, not a curated record. Gene Ontology annotation, cellular component: nucleus; cytosol.